AUGUCUGAACUUGGACAGCCCGUCCGAAUCAAGUAUAUACCCUCGCUAGCCUUUAGCCUCGCACGCCGACGGAUGACGACGACCGGCAAACCUAUCAAGCUCCCAGGCAAGAACUGGGCUCGAUCCUUUGAGAGACGCAACCCUAGACUAAAAGGGAGGAAGGUGAAGGCAAUAGACUGGAAACGACAUGAGCAGAAUAUCUAUACUAAGGUUACACACUGGUUUGAGGUUAUUAAAGGAGUCCUACAAGACCCGAGGGUACGGCCUGAGAAUGUGUAUAACAUGGAUGAGACGGGCGUUAUGCUGAACAUGCUUGGCUCUGUUAAAGUCCUGGUAAGCAAGGAUGACCUCCGUGACUACAGAAGAGUGCUGACGGCAGAGAACGGAUAUAAUGACUCGAAGAUCAGCUUGGAGUGGUUUACGCGUGUAUUCGAUGCUCAAACGAGUGAUCGAGCUAACAGAAAGCCUCCUGUCCUAGUUUGCGAUGGUUUUGGAACGCACGAGACCCUAGAAAUCCUGGAAUUCUGCUUCGCAAACAGCAUUACUAUGUGCCGCCUGCCGUAG
Exserohilum turcica Et28A is the source of this 564-nucleotide messenger RNA. RefSeq lists its product as uncharacterized. The transcript is spliced from 2 exons. Gene Ontology annotation, molecular function: nucleic acid binding. Bases 1 to 564 code for a protein of 187 amino acids. Lineage: Eukaryota; Fungi; Ascomycota; Dothideomycetes; Pleosporales; Pleosporaceae. The record is from RefSeq and is a predicted model, not a curated record.